This is a messenger RNA of Mirounga angustirostris (Northern elephant seal), 8780 nucleotides long. It is a transcript of the gene MEF2D, whose product is annotated as myocyte enhancer factor 2D. The transcript has 12 exons. Bases 3659 to 5203 code for a protein of 514 amino acids. NCBI's taxonomy places the organism in Eukaryota, Metazoa, Chordata, Mammalia, Carnivora, Phocidae. Gene Ontology annotation, biological process: cell differentiation; heart development; positive regulation of transcription by RNA polymerase II. Gene Ontology annotation, molecular function: protein dimerization activity; RNA polymerase II cis-regulatory region sequence-specific DNA binding; DNA-binding transcription factor activity, RNA polymerase II-specific. The record is from RefSeq and is a predicted model, not a curated record.
CUGGAGUCUUCCUGCUCCAGGCUCUAGUUGGAUCAAGUAACAUGGAGGCAAGGGGAUGGCACAGAUGACCUCGGACCUCGAGUUUUGCCCCUUAAAGCAUGCGUGUGUUCUGUGACAUGAGGGACAGUGGUUGGGGGUGGCCCUGAAGGGCUGAGCCUGAAAGGGGGGCUUUAGGCCUUCUAGUCACAUCUCUCCUUGACCUUUGAGCUCCUUUCCUUUGGCCCCCACAGCUGCUUGCCUCUCUGCCCACUCCCCUCUGCACCCCCCAGGGCAGGCCCGUGGGGCCCGGACUGACCGGGUGGGGACAGGUGUCCUGGCCCAGCUGCUCCCUCUUGUUUCUCCCACCUGUCAGCCCAGGGGGUGAAGGGUGAGGGGCUGGCCAGCAGGGGAGAGUGGGAACCCCUUGGUCCCCUCACCUGCUCCCUGGGGCUCGGUGGGGGUGGGGUGGGGGUCGCUUGUUGUAAAGUGUGGCAGAAGGAUUGAGAGUGGACAGUGGGCAGGACUUCGCCACUCAGAGCCAGGAUGGUGCCAGAUCAGAGAAAGCUGGUUGAUAGCCAGGGGUCUUCGCACAGUCCGCUCAUGAAAGGGAGGGCUGUGAAUUGAAUCUGGGGGCAAGGGUUUGUGUAGCUGCGUAGAGGUACCCCCCCACCCGCCUGGGCCCCGUCCAUCUGGCUGGGCAUCUUAGCCUCACCUGGCACCUUUCCUGAAAGCAGCGAGCUAAUCCUGUAAGAGUUGCCUGGCUGGCCGCCUCGGCAGGCCCACGCAGCCGCCCUGCCCGCCCUCCCCUGCCAGGGGCUUAGAGGACUGUCCUUCGAGUCAGGAGGAGACCCAGCCACUGCCCUAAGCGGCCCCUUUAAAUCCUCGGUGGCUCCCUGAGGUCAUGAUGUCUCUAGGAGGAUUUGCUUCCUCUGAUUGGAUUGGCCUCUUUUGGGCCCCGUCUGUGACUGUAGGUGGACACUCACAGCCUGACCCUCCAGCUGCCCUGUCGUCAGGCUGGGUGCUGCCCCGUGGGAGGGCCCGGGCCUCGAUCCUUGUGUCCUCUCUCCUCGCCUUCCUGUUCUGGCAGCCAGGGCCCAGACCCCGCCACCUGCCUCUGCUCUGUGCGCGGGAAGGAAGGGUCCCACCACCGCCCUGGAAGAGCGUCUUCGGAGACCGUCUCCUGCCCUGUUGUCCACUUUUUCCUUCUCAGCCUGCUCUUCCUUCGCCCGGGGGCCGGCACUCCAUAGUUACCCCGCGCCCUCACUUCCACGGGAAGUCCCUCCCCUGCUCUAACCAUCAGCCCACCCGCUUGCCGUGGCAGGCGGCCCAGACACAGCGCUGGUGGCUCACCCAACGGCUCUCAAGCUGACCCGCCCCAAGGCCCCAGCUGCCACUUUCACUUCUGUCUCCUGAGACCCCAGAGGGAAGUUGGGUGGGGAGGUAGAAGGUGACACACUAACCGUCCCAACCGCUUCGGAUGGCCAGGGGGCCCCCGGCCACCACUCUCAUCUGGAUGAGCCGAGUGGAAGGACUGGCUGCAGUGGGAGGGCAGGAAGGCCUUCCCGGAAGAGCGGACCACUAGGCCAGGGCAGGGCUGCCGAGGGCGCUGCUCUGACUGGACAGGCAGACAAGACCUCCUCGAGGCGGCCAGGGGACGGGUUGCCUUCCAGUCCCCGCGGGCUGGCGCGUUGCCGGGGCCUCCGUGCUCCCUGAGACCUUACCAGCUGCCCCUGCUUGGUUGGGUGACUUCUAACAAAGCGAAUUUGAGCCCCAGAGACGACUUUGAGGCCAAAAGUGCAGCCCUGGGAAGUCCUCUCUGAGCCUAGCAUGUGUCUUGUCUGCUGCACGAGGCCGUCUCCUCUCAUUUGGAGGGUUGGAAGUGGAUUUUAGAAAUGAGAAUAGAGGUAGAAGUAAAGGACAACCAGCCCGUCCUCCUGCUGCCCCAGUCUGGGCAUUAAGAGCUGGGCUCUUUUUCCUGGGAGCCCCCAGGGAGCCCCCACGAAUCUCCGAUGCUUGCUUCCGUCUCAGGGUCACACCCCCACCCCACUCAGAGGAGGGACAAGAGCGGAGGGCCCCAUGGGACUGAGAGCUUAGACAGUACCACGGGGAUUCUUUAUUCAUUCAGGGAUGCUUUCUAGACAAGGUGCCGGGAACUCCAUCCUAAGUGCCUAGGUGUGCUGGGUGGGGGUGGCCCAGUUCCCGGAAUGGGAAGUUGAGCCUCGUGGAAUAAGGUCAGAGACACUAUGCAAAUCCCCAUGCAGAUGGUGGUAGUGAGUCAUUAUGGAUCAGUCUGCCGGCUAGAGCAUGAAGCAAGGCUCAGGCUUCGGUUCCAGAACCAGCCCCACUAAUGACCAUGACCGUGACCUCGGGGGGCAGUCACUACCCAAGCCCUGGGUCUUAUAGGCAUUCCAGGUGUGUUUGGGGUUGGGGUGGCUGAAUCUCUGCAGCCAGAGCCCUGGUGUGCCCCACCUGGUACCCGCCCUGGCUGACCAUGAGCCUCUCUCAACCCUCUGCCAUCUGUUACGAGGGUUACUGUUCAGAAAGCACCUUCCGUCUUUAUCAGCCCCAUCCAUCCCUCCUGCCUUCUGGUCCCCACACUGCCCUUCCCCCUAGGCUGGAGGACAGUGGACCCAACCAGGCCGUGUCUUCUGUUACCUCCCCGUGGAGGAACCUGCUCCUGACCUCCCUUCCUUUUGGGCCUCUCUAAGGAGCACAGGAACCAAAUGUCCUGGCUGAAAGGGCACUCGGCUAUGUGCUCCUCUCCAGCCACCCAUCGUACUGACCAGUGGGGUAACACCUGGCGGGACAGUGACUUAUUCACGGUCACACAGUCAUUUAGGACCAGAGCAAGCACCAGAACCCAGGCAUCCAGAAGCCCUGCCCAAAGAUCCCAUGCUUCCCUGGGCUGUUUGUUGCCCAACCACACCCACCCCUUUUCUGCUAGGAUUCAAUCUCCCGUUACCCCAGAUUCUUCCUGAGAUGAGGCCCGGUGGCUCCAGAAACUUGGGAGGAUUUGGGGUGAGGGGUGGUUCCUAGGAGCCGGCCCAGAGGCCGCCAGGGGAAGCCCAGAGCUGCGGUAGGCGGUGCCCGAGCCUGGGGGGUGGGCUGGCUGCCGCCUCUGUCGGGCACUGGACACGCUCUGGCCGCUGCAGGAAGGAUGGGAGCUAGACUACAGGAAGGACAAGCUGGGGCGGGGAGGCAGUGGAGGAGGCUCAGGAGACAGACCCUCACUGGAGAGACAUCUCCUGGGCAGAGAACAGGAUGACCCCAUCCCAGGGGAUUUGUCCCGACGGGAAGCCUGGGGUGGGGCUCGGGAGAGGUGUCCAGCGGAAGCUGCAGGGAGGGUGCCCAGCGAGCUGGCCACGCGGGGUGCUCCUCUGGCAAGUCCGUUCCUGUCCCUUCAGCCAAGGCUGCAGUGCCUGUCUCCACUCGCCUUCCUGGGGCACCUGGGACCUGAGACCACCCCUGCCCUGGGUCCAGCUUUCCCGGACUGGUCCUCCCCCUCCCCCCAGCCCGCCAGCCCGCCCCCAGGUCCCUGUCGGACGCUGUGCAGAAGGUGUCCUGCAGACCAUGAACUGAGCCCUGGUUCCAGGCCGUUCAUGAGCACAGUGUGAGGCGUGCCGAGACCUGCCACCCAGCAAUCCCCUCCCCUCCCUAGCGCUGAGGAUCCCCAGAGAAGAUGGGGAGGAAAAAGAUUCAGAUCCAGCGAAUCACUGAUGAGCGGAACCGACAGGUGACAUUCACCAAGCGCAAGUUCGGACUGAUGAAGAAGGCGUACGAGCUGAGCGUGCUCUGUGACUGUGAGAUCGCGCUCAUCAUCUUCAACCACUCCAACAAGCUGUUCCAGUAUGCGAGCACCGACAUGGACAAGGUGCUGCUCAAGUACACGGAGUACAACGAGCCGCACGAGAGCCGCACCAACGCCGACAUCAUCGAGACCCUGAGGAAGAAGGGCUUCAACGGCUGUGACAGCCCCGAGCCCGACGGGGAGGACUCGCUGGAGCAGAGCCCCCUGCUGGAGGACAAGUACCGGCGUGCCAGCGAGGAGCUGGACGGGCUCUUCCGGCGCUACGGGUCAGCUGUGCCGGCCCCCAACUUUGCCAUGCCCGUCACGGUGCCCGUGUCCAGUCAGAGCUCCCUGCAGUUCAGCAAUCCCAGCGGCUCUCUGGUCACCCCUUCCCUGGUGACAUCAUCCCUCACGGACCCGCGGCUCCUGUCCCCGCAGCAGCCAGCGCUGCAGAGGAACAGCGUGUCUCCGGGCCUGCCCCAGCGGCCGGCCAGUGCAGGGGCCAUGCUGGGGGGAGACCUCAACAGUGCUAACGGAGCCUGCCCCAGCCCUGUUGGAAAUGGCUACGUCAGUGCCCGGGCUUCCCCCGGUCUCCUCCCCGUGGCCAACGGCAACAGUCUCAACAAGGGCAUCCCUGCCAAGUCCCCACCCCCGCCCACCCACAGCGCCCAGCAUGGAGCCCCCAGCCGCAAGCCCGACCUGAGGGUCAUCACUUCGCAGGGAGGAAAGGGGUUGAUGCAUCACUUGACUGAGGACCAUUUAGAUCUGAACAAUGCCCAGCGCCUUGGGGCCUCCCAGUCUACCCACUCACUCACCACGCCAGUGGUUUCCGUGGCAACACCGAGUUUACUCAGCCAGGGCCUCCCCUUCUCCUCCAUGCCCACUGCCUACAAUACAGAUUACCAGCUGAGCAGUGCCGAGCUCUCCUCCCUCCCAACCUUCAGCUCGCCCGGGGGGCUGUCGCUAGGCAGUGUCACCGCCUGGCCUCAGCCUGCGCAGCCGCCCCAGCCGCCCCAGCCGCAGCCGCCCCAGCCGCCCCAGCCGCCGCCCCAGCAGCCCCAGCAGCCGCCCCAGCCGCAGCCCCAUCUGGUCCCCGUGUCUCUCAGCAGCCUGAUCCCGGGCAGCCCUCUGCCUCACGUGGGGGCUGCCCUCACAGUCACCACCCACCCCCACAUCAGCAUCAAGUCGGAGCCGGUGUCCCCUAGCCGCGAGCGCAGCCCCGCGCCGCCCCCUCCAGCUGUGUUCCCAGCGGCCGCCCGCCCGGAGCCUGGCGAUGGCCUCAGCAGCCCGGCCAGCAGCUCCUACGAGACCGGGGACCGGGACGACGGACGGGGGGACUUCGGGCCCACGCUGGGCCUGCUGCGCCCAGCCCAGGAGCCCGAGGCUGAGGGCCCUGCUGUGAAGAGGAUGCGGCUCGACACCUGGACAUUAAAGUGACGAUUCCCAGCCCCCUCCUCUCAGCCUCCCUGAUGAAGAGUUGACAAUCUCACCGCCCACCCCUCCUGGCCCUGGGCUCCUCCCGCUCGACCCCCACUUCCUUUUGUGCUCCGUGUCCUGUUGACGGUUACAUUUGUGUAUAAUUAUUAUAUUAUUAUUAUUAUUAUUAUUAUAUUUUUUUUAAUUUGGAUUCUCGCUUUGGAGAGGAGGAUGCUCCUGUCCCCUCUUUCUGCACCCCCCGCCAUUUUACUGGCUGGGGGGGCUCUUUUUUGCGGGAAGGGGGACACUUUGCACGUUGUACACAUAUGCUGCAGGAGGGGGUGGGGAGCCCGACAGGCCCUUGGGACAGGACGGGUGCCGAGCCCUGCAUGCAGAGCCCUCCCACCCCACCCCCAGAUAGAGGGAGAUAACCAAAAAACCUACCAGGCCACAAAACCCCUUAUAAUAUACUGAAACCCCAAAGUCGGCCUGAUGGGUGGUGGGUUUGUGUUUCAGGGGGCAAGUGAGCCCAGGUUCUGAAAAGGGUCUCUGCGUCUGGGCUAUUCCCGUGGCCACAGGCACAUGGGGUGAAAUGCCCAAGCUUGGCCCCCCAGUGCCCCUGCACACACACAGCACUCUCACGGAUUCAUGCAUGAGCUGCACCCCCAAGGUGUGGGGGUGCUGGCCGAGCCUCUGGGCUGGGAAGGCUGCCUGGGAUUCGGAGGCCGGGGGCAGGGUUUGAGGUAGGGGGCCCCUCGGAAGCACAUUUGGAGAGAAAGACGGAGAGCCAUGAGGAGGGGCCGAGAGCCAGGGUGAGGGGUGACUCGGGGCCCCCUUCUGUCCCUGGUAGUUUCUCUAAGAUAUACAGUGCAAUAGCUCCCCGUCCCUGGGCUGACACCAGCCCCCGAAAGCAGGCCACAAAGUGCAGGGAGGACGGCGGGCAGGGGAGGGAACAGCUCAGCAGGACUGGCGCCCCGGCGUCCAGGGGCACGUGGGAGUGGGGGCUCUCUCUUCCUUGCACGGACACAUCCCCAAAGGAGGGACACUGGGGUGGCGUGAGGGUGGGAGGCCCGCCUGCCUCCUUUCCUCCUGGGCCCUCCCCAGCCCCCUCCCCGCUCCUCCCGCCCCGACCCCACCUCCCUGGUCGGCUACCUCCUGCCCCACCACCCCCGGCAGCCCACCUUCCCUCUUGGCUACUGUAACUGUAAAUAGCAACCUUUGGAAAACGUUAGCAGUGUAACAGUCCAGGAAACUGUUUUUUUUGUUGUUGUUGUAUUGAUAUGAAAUGAGAUUCUAUUUUUGUCAAAGUAUAUUGUAAUAAUAACGACUCAAGCGGCCCGUACUGUACAGAUGAGACUCUUCUGCUGUUGUUCUUGCUCCCCGCCCCGCCCCUCUCUGCUGGGACCUCAGGCUGGACCCCAGAUCAGACGCGGGGGGGCAGGCCCCCAGCCUGCCACCCGGGUGGGCAGGUGGCGUGUGCAGGUGGACAGGGGGUCUGCCCCAGUCCUUCCCCUGCACCCAGCUCCUCUGCCCCAGGGACGCAGCGCUCCCUGGGGGCGUCAUCCCAGUAGGACAGCAGACGGUAGACAAGGCCCAGCUUUGCGGUCCUGCCUCUGCGACCCAGCCGCUUGCAGUAUCCCGACACUUGACGCAGGGAGGGAACCAGAAGCAGGGGUGUAUGUGACCACACGUGCACCUGAGCGUGUUCGUGAGGGCAUCCGGUAUCUGUGUGUGUGUAUGGGGGCGUGGACGUACCGGUGUGUGUCUCUGAGCCCAUCUGGGCCUAUCCACGGAUCUGUGUGAAUCGAGCUCCGAGGGCAUGUCUGUGUGUGCACGUGCCUGGCGUUUGCGGAGGGACAGUGGCCGCUGGGCCGCACAGCCCUGGCUUCCAGCUCCAGCUUGGCCCCUGCCCCAGUCCACCCUCCGCUUUGACAGGUUUGGACCACAGCUGGGGGGAUCCGGCAGUUGCCCCCUUUGCCUCUCGCUGGGGCCCUGCCUCUCCUGGGCUCCACACACAAGUGGCCACCCGGUCCCUGGUCCUUUGCACACACGCAGCCGCCCUUCCUGCUCUUCCCCCACCCCAGUCCUGCUUUCAGGGUGACACUCAUGAUUCUCUUCCUUCUUGAAGCUUCUUCUUUGGGCCGUGACCCUUCCUUACUCAGAGUUUAAGCCCCACCUGCUGAUUGGGCACACAGCAUGUCCCAACCUACUCCGUGGGUUCCUAGAGGGAGUUUGAAGAGUCGACGAGACUCGAUCAGGGCCUCGAAGUGCGCCAGGGUAUAUAGGCUUGCGCACGCGUGCAUCCCCAGAGCCUUGCCCAGCGUCUGGCACCUACUUGGUGCACGGUAAAUGCCGAAUGGGUGAGCGAUAGGUGCUCAAUAAAGCUCGAGUGACUGGCUUUCCCUUCUCAGGCUGUUCCUGGCAGCAGUCGCCCACCUUUGGAAGCUGGGCUUGGCCGCCACUAGACACACGGUGGGGACGAGAGCCCCUGCGGUUCACGGUGCAAUAUUCACCAGUUUUGCCCUCUGCCUUGUAAUGGCAAACCUGGCUUUUGAUUACCGUGUGUGUGUGUGUGUGUGUGUGUGUGUCCUUCCUCUCUCCCUGGGGGCAGGGGGUGGGUCUGUGAAUGAAUAUGUGACAUUUCUGCAAUUCAGUAUCCCAAGGUUUCUCUUGGGGGUAGGGGCUCCUGGCUGGCCAGACGCAUGGGUCCCUGGGAACCCAGACCUCAAGGGGUGGGGGGGCUUCAUUUCUUCCUCUCGCAAAGCCAAAUUUGCCUCCACCUACUCCUUCCUCCUGAGAACUGGGCGUUUGCCAAAGUAAUCACUGGAGUCAUCCCACGCCCCUCCCUUCCCCAGCCUUCCCACAGCUUCCAGGGACAGUGGGCAAGAGGACCCUCCCAUUCCACUGGGACGCACCAUUCCCCCCUCCCCAGCAGUGCCCUCGAUGCAGCAAGACUGACCCCCGACCUUUACCCAGCCCUCCCCACCUUGGACAGGAAGGAAUUAAUGCACCUUCUCUUGAUGAUUAUUUAUUUGUUUGGAGAGACAGAAAUGAUGUAAAAGUGUAUCUAGAAAUAUCUAUAUCUAUAUAUUUUUAACUGACUCUUUGGAAUCCCCUGGGGUGGGGUGGGGGUGAAUUUAGGCUUUCGUAGAGGAGAGGAGACCUGGAGCCUGGGAACUCUUGUCCUCUCCUCUGCCACCUCUGUCCACCCCCUAAGCGAUGGUGGAAGGCGUGGGAUUUGUGUGGGGGCAGGGGGCUCGAAUGUGCUAUGGAGAAUCUGGAUUCUCUUUGUCUUCCCCAUUCAGGUCCCAGAGGGAAGGGGGAGAGGGAGGGAGGCAUGGAGGUGCCCCCCCAAACCCGACAAUCACCCACACUCCUGGGGCUGCUCCUGGGUCCUGGGCAGGGCGAGUCCAAGUGUGUGGCUGUUGAUUUGUUUUCAAUAUUUCUUUCCGUGCUGUAUGGUGAUGCUUUCUUAGUAUUCUACACAAUAAGAAGACAAAGUCCUCGGGAUUCUUAUGAGUUUUGUUUGAAAACUCUUUCACUAUAUUUGUUGUAAAGAGGUUUACUAUUAAAAGAAAAAGAAUACACGUUUCUGAUA